CUUCGGCAUUCGUCCUGUCGUCAAGCGUUUCAACGCGUCUCUUUACGUCCUUGACCGUAUCCCUGACCUCUUUCCGUUCUUCUUCGAAUGCUCAACUCACACCCUGUUCGACCGAGAAGUUGUCAAACUCUAUUAUAGAGGUCGCGCGCAGUAUCUCAUCUCGAUGAGCAAGGUCCAAGAGCAUUCUGUUAGCUUUCACGAAGUGGUGGAUGUGACGACGAGUAGCGUCAUAACCACUUUCUGUCUGUAUAGUGGAAGGGGUUGGCCGACUCCGUGUCUGGGGGUCCUUGGAGACAUGUAUCUGGAUCUUGCUACCUACGAUCUACUUGCAAAACUGUCCGGCGGCUGGAACAUUUGGGCUGGGCCCGCCUACGGAAGAGAAGUGGACGACAGUGAAUAUCACUGGAGUCGUUUCAAGGCGCAUCUUCAUCCCCACCCUUCUGUUCUGCGGGAUGAACUAUCCCCCUCGUCUUCUCGCUUCCUAUGGUGCAAUGAAGAUGGAGUAUAUUGGUGGACCGAGGACGAGAUACACAAAGACAGGAGGAAAGUUCGCAAUGUGCCUUCUAACGACUACGUACGUAUGAACGGAAGAUGGAUAGUACGCCGGCUGGUGUCUCGCAAGUACAGUCACUUGGAGCCUCCACAGAAAGGACAGGUUCGCAAAUCAGCCGACCACUCAACAGACACGCCAAAAAGUGGUCCCGCUCUGAAGAAACGAAGGCUUGAAACGAGCGCCAUAAAUCAAAGGAUUGACGAGAACAAAACUGCUUCUUCAUCGACAUCUAGCCCUGGAAUGCCGGAGCAAUACGAGGGGCCGCUUAUGCAAGUGCGAGAACAGUUCAAUAUAUUCCUACGUUCGACCAUCCAGAGUGCUCGGCAGGAAGCAGUAGAAGACACCGUUGAUCUUCGGUGUCGCCUGGAGGCAGUGGAAUCUAGAGCAAAGAAAGCUGAAGCAGACGUCACCAAACGUGAUAAGCGUAUCGCGAAGCUCGAAGAAGAAUUAGCAAAGGUCAGCGCGAGAGGCUACUCUCAAACAAGAGCAGCGCUACACCGCAUUGGUAAACGCUCAGCGUCAGGCAUUCCAGCUUUUACAAGACAGCACGCCAGCGUAAAGUGCGAACUUGAUUAGACACUUGACACCUCGACUGGCUUGGGCAGCUUGGGGUCCAGAUCUAGCUUACACUCGUUAGUUUCUUUCCCUUAUCUGUUUGUCAUCUAUACUGUGGGGUAUGAUCUUGAAUAUUGAAUACGUCUUGUAUCCCUUCAUUUGCUGUUUGACUGGUACUUUUUCAGUACAUACCUGAGAAUCCACAUUCCGCCAGCUGUGUAAUGAGCU
Coniophora puteana RWD-64-598 SS2 is the source of this 1336-nucleotide messenger RNA. RefSeq lists its product as uncharacterized. NCBI's taxonomy places the organism in Eukaryota, Fungi, Basidiomycota, Agaricomycetes, Boletales, Coniophoraceae. The record is from RefSeq and is a predicted model, not a curated record. The coding region runs from base 164 to 1129 and encodes 321 amino acids. The transcript has 7 exons.